AUGACUUCGGAAGAAGUUGAACCAACCCAAAUAAACAAGACGGUUCCUGAGUCACCGUCGUCGUUUCCAUCGCUACCAGACGAAAUCAUAGAGAACAUUCUUGCCCGUGUCUCGAGAUGGAAGUACCCAUCGCUCUCUCUCGUCUCAAAGGGAUUCCACUCUCUCUUAUCAUCUAGGGAGAUCUACAAGACGCGAUCUCAAAUAGGAGCCAAUGAAACAUGCGUCUAUGUCUGGUUAAAGUUGCCCGGUCAUCCUUGUGCGAGCUGGUUUAGCCUUCGGACGAAACCUAAUAAUCAAAAUCAAACCAAGCAGAGAAGGAAGAUGAGGUUUAAGCGCGACCCGAGUGGAUUUUCUGUUGUUCCUAUAGCUUCCUCUCCUACCGAUUCUUUUCCCGAACUAUAUUACACCAAAACGGUUGGUCCGGAAAUCUACAUAAUCGGUGGACCCUACGUUAACAAACCGUCUUCCUCAGUUCGGAUCUUCGACUGUCGGAGUCACACUUGGCGUGAUGGCCCUAAGAUGACCGUGGCUAGAAAGCAUGCCAAUACAGUUGUACUCGAUGAGAAAAUUUAUGUGAUGGGAGGUUGCGAUAUUGACGCGUACUAUGCCAACUGGAUUGAGGUAUUUGACGUUAAAACUCAGUCAUGGGCAGCCUUUCCUGGGCCGGGCGUUGAUGAGUUAUGCAACCACUUUCGCAAAAGACGUUGCUAUAAUGUUAAUGUGUUCGAAGGGAGAAUUUACUUACUGGCAGGUGAUAUGGAAUACACUUACGAGCCGAAAGAUGGUACAUGGAAACUUGUCAAAGAGAUAUCGAGUUUCCUAUCCGAUGAUUCCGUGUACGCUUGGAGUGAGAUUGGGAAGGUAAUAUGUUGUCGCACUCGCUCCGGUUAUUUAAUGUGGUCUGCCUCUGAGAAUGAGGGUAGAGUAUGGAGAGAGAUUAAGGGUUUGAAAAAAUUGCGUAGGCACCCUACAAGAGGUUUAAAUCUUGGGUAUGUGUUUGCACUGUUGGACUGUGGUGGCAAACUUUUAGUUAUGUGGUAUCCUUAUCGCAUUUCUGGUAUCAGAAGCAAGAAAAUUUGGUAUGCCAAGAUUUCUUUAGAAUCAAGAUGCAAUGGACGCGAGGUGUGGGGAAAAGUUGAGUGUGUCGAUGUGCUUACGUUUCCUGUCGAAUCAUAUGAAGGGUUGGAUUGUUUAACUGCUUCUGUUUGA
Molecule: messenger RNA, 1209 nt
Organism: Brassica rapa (field mustard)
Lineage: Eukaryota; Viridiplantae; Streptophyta; Magnoliopsida; Brassicales; Brassicaceae
Product: F-box/kelch-repeat protein At5g39560
Molecular function (GO): protein binding
Source: RefSeq, a predicted model, not a curated record